Messenger RNA from Psylliodes chrysocephalus, 1251 nucleotides. NCBI's taxonomy places the organism in Eukaryota, Metazoa, Arthropoda, Insecta, Coleoptera, Chrysomelidae. The record is from the annotation of a GenBank genome assembly.
AUGUCUGAAAAAUCAGCAACCUUAGAGGAUAUUUUAAGUGAAAUAGUUAAAACUAGAGAAGAUCUUAAUACUCAAAUAGUUCAAGUUAGGUCAGAUAUUAAGAGCAGCUUAGAAGCGAGUGAAGCGCGAAUAUUAUUUAAAACUGAAAACCUAAAAGAGCGUAUCAAAGAACUCGAAAAAGAAAAUUUAGGAUUACGAGAUCAAGUGGAGGUACUCGAAAGAAAUCAAAAGAAAAAUACCAUUCUGAUAUUUGGCUUAAAUAAACCCGUGGAAGAGCGAUCCAUUAGUCUAUUCUGUGACGAGAUAGGGAAUUUGCUUGAUAUACAAAUUUCAGAAGCGGAUAUAAAAGAUUUCUACUCAUUAGGAAAAUUACCUGAGAGCCCCCUUAAAGUAGAAUUAUUGACAAACCAUAAAAAAAGAUUAAUUUUACAAAAUACGAAAAAAUUGAAGAACACCGGAUGGAUUAUCGCGAAUGAUUUAACUGAAUUACAAAGAAACAAUAUUAAAUAUCUUCGUGAGCGAAUGAACUGUUAUAGAGAAACUAAUUCAGAAAAGUGCUAUAUCAGGGGCGAGAAACUUUUUAUUGGAAAUAAAGGAUAUUCUGUUGAUGAGUUGGAGGAUUUCGAAACUACAGCAAAUACAACUUCUCAUAGUGCGCCAGCGACCCCCACUCCUGAAAACCUUCCUGAUGCUAGCGUCACACGAGAAUUGGAUAAAGUUCAAGAAAACGAUUCAUAUAAAAAUCCAAACUUAGCACAAGGACCUGGAUCUAAAAAUAAUAAAAAAAUCCAACAAUUACCCAAAACGAAUCUAAAAGUUUUGUCAAACAUUAAAGGAUCACCUACAACCAAAAAUACUACAUCCAAACCAGUCGAUAUCAGGGAGAAACUAAGAAACAGAAACGGAUCUACCAACAAUCGAGACCACGAAAUUUUUUAUCUUAGGCAAACCCUUGUCAACAAAGAACUGCAGUGUUCAAGAAUGGUUGGAGUGAGGGGUGAUAGGAUAGUUGAAUUGGAAAAAGUUAUGGAAAUCGUCAAGAAUAAUUUUACCAGUUGUACCCAUAAUUUAACAAAAAUGGGGAAAGAAAAGAUGGUAAUUUUAAAUAAUUUAAAUAACGUCGAGGACGAAAACGCUGACUUACACGACAAUAUUGGCAGAUUUAGAAGUAUAAAUAACGUCUUGAGAAAGAGAAUUAAACUAUGGAAGAAGCGCGUUGAAAGAUGUAGGAAUAAGAAAAAUAAUAAAUAA